Messenger RNA from Python bivittatus (Burmese python), 719 nucleotides. NCBI's taxonomy places the organism in Eukaryota, Metazoa, Chordata, Lepidosauria, Squamata, Pythonidae. The record is from RefSeq and is a predicted model, not a curated record.
UGAAUGAAGUAGAGAACCACACCUAUGCAUUAUCACAAGCUUUUAAAUUGAGGUGUUGCUGUGCCUGCACCCUGGAGAGACGUGUUGGGAAGAUGGAGACCAUGGUGAUGCUCUCUUGGAUGGUGCUGUUAGUGCUUUCAGGUAAUUCUGCAAUAGAAUUAACAACAACCACCACCACAGAAGUAACUUCUACCACCACAACACCAUACUAUGAUGAAGUUUAUGUGAGACUGUCAGGAAGCAAUUGUUCCGGUCUUCUUGAAGUUUAUUACUUUGGUGGCUGGACUGGUGUAUGUCAUCAAAAUUUCACCCUCACUGAGGCUGAGGUCGUCUGCAGGGAGCUGCGAUGUGGCCGAGCACUUAGCGUUAUGGAAAACCACACCAAUAUCGUCUACCCUUACUUGAGCAACGUGUACUGUACUGGCAGUGAAGACUACCUAUGGCAAUGUUCUUUUCGAGAAGGAGGCUGCAGAAGCAACACAAAUGUUGGGGUCAGAUGUGCAGGAUCUGGACUGCUUACACCAACAGACUUUGCAAUGACUAGGUAUAGAACAGGUAAUAUUAAACAUUGUGCUUUCACACAGUUUGCUAAUCUGAAAAAGAGGAUGCUUGAAAUCCAGAAAUCACAUAUAAUUUCUAUGUUGUCUGUCGCAUUUCCUUCUUUUUCUAAUUAUAGUCAUGCUUACAGGAACACAAUCUUUUAAGCUGUAUGGUUAGAG